AUGAUUACUGGCAAAAUUAUUUUAAAAUCAGGUACAAAAUUAACACUUGAUCAAAGAUUUAGUGAAAUUGCUAAACAACCUAUAUCAAUACCUCGUAUUCAACAACAAACAAGUGUAAUAAUUCCUAAAUCUCGACAAGAUUUAUUUGGAAAUAAACAAUCAGCAACAGUUAGAAUUGCAAAUCGUCUUAAACAACGAAGUAUUAAUUAUCGACUUGGUCUUGGUAAUAAUGCUGCUACAUUUAAUCGUCAAUAUACAAAUCCACGAACAGCACCUGUUUUUCAACGUAUUAGUUUUGGAAACCGAAGACGUGGUGGUGGUGGCGGUGGUAAUUCUUUUUUAUAUGGUGGACAAAGUGGUAUGGGUUUACGACUUCGAGGACAAGGUCGUGUUGGAACACGUAUAUUUCGUUCUCGAGCACGUGGUUAUUUAAAUAAUAAUACAAUUAGUCGAUUUAGUGGUUUUACAAGACGUGGAAAUAAUAAUAAAAAUAAUCGAGGUCGACGUUUUGGAAAUAGAUCAAAUCGAGGAUCAAAUCGAGGAUCAAAUCGAGGACGUCCUAAUAGAAAUAAAAAUUUUGGACGAGGUCGUGGAAAUGGUCGAAAUCAAAAUCGAAAUCAAAAUAAUAAUAAUAAUAAUAAAAACAAUAAUUUUACAAAAGAAAGUCUUGAUAAUGAUCUUGAAAAAUAUAUGGCAAAAGCAAACAUUGAUAAUAGUUCAAUUGAGAUGAACACUAUUUAA
Messenger RNA from Rotaria sp. Silwood1, 741 nucleotides. The record is from the annotation of a GenBank genome assembly. Lineage: Eukaryota; Metazoa; Rotifera; Eurotatoria; Philodinida; Philodinidae.